Molecule: messenger RNA, 1557 nt
Organism: Sorex fumeus (smoky shrew)
Lineage: Eukaryota; Metazoa; Chordata; Mammalia; Eulipotyphla; Soricidae
Gene: POLR1G
Product: RNA polymerase I subunit G
Exons: 3
Coding region: 4-1389 (461 amino acids)
Biological process (GO): transcription by RNA polymerase I
Source: RefSeq, a predicted model, not a curated record
GGCAUGGCGGGGACCCUGGCUGGAGGUGCUGCGCGAUUCUCUUGCCCCCCCAACUUUAUAGCGGCGUCCUCGGAGCCCCCUCGUUUCUCCCUGGAGGCCUUAACGGGUCCUGAUUCGGAACUCUGGCUGAUCCAAGCCCCCAUCGACUUCGUCCCUGCCUGCCUCAAUGGACGCCUGGUGCCCCUCUCUGGCUCCCAGCUGGUGAAGGGCAAAGUGGCUGGCAAGCGGCACCGAUACCGCAUCCUCAGCAGCAGCGGCCCUCGAGCUGGGGAUGCCACCCUGCUGGCCCCCUCAGCAGAGGCAGGAGGGGGCCUCACCUGUGCGCCAGCCCCCCAGGGCAACCUACGGAUCGUUGAGGGUUCCCAAGAAGCCACUUCCAGGAUGCCCCUGCAGCCCAUUCCAGCCAGCCCCGCACCUCAGAUUCCCGAAGGUCUGAGGCCUCGGUUCUGUGCAUUUGGGGGCAGCCCUCCCGUCACAGGGCCUGGGGCAGCCUCCGCGCUGAGGUCUCCCGCCUCGGGAAAGAAGAAAAAGAAAAGGCAUCAGCCAGAGGUUACGACUCCUGGAGAGCCCGUGAAUGGGCAUGGGACUCUGGAGGUGGACGCAGCUCUGGGGACACCAGAGAUGGUGGCGGGGAAGAAGAGAAAGAGGAAAAAACAGCAGCUGGAAGGCCUGGAGGGGGUGGAGCCUCUGACCACAGAGUCCCCAGAAGCUGAGCCACAGGGACCCCUGGAGGCGCUGAGCCCAGUGCCCCCCAAGAAGAAGAAAAAGCAGCGGCACAGAGAGGCCGAAACUGCCGAGCUGGAGCCGGAGGUGCCGGAGUCAGACAGGACCAGGGAGCAGCCCGGGCUCCAGGGUGAGACAGAGGAAGGGCAGGGCCUGUCUGCCCCCAGGAAGAAAAAGAGACGGAAGGACAGGGAGGGGGUGCCCAGUGAGUGUCAGCUGCAGCAGAUGAUGGAGCCCCAGGAGGAGGCUGCCACACAGCCAUCCCCCAAGAAGAAAAGAGAAAAGGGGCGCCAAGGGUUGGUGGAGCCAGACACCGGGGCGCUGGAGCCCUGCAGGGAAAUGAUGGAGCCGGAAGGGACCUCCCCGGCCCAGGCAACUCUGCCCCCCACCAAGAAAAGGAAGAAAGACAAAGGACCACAGGCUUCUAGGGAGCCCUGCGAAGGGAAUGAGGCACCCGAGCUGCCCGAAACCCUUUUGCCACAGGCAGCACUGUCACCUCCCAAGAGGAAGAAGGAGAGAAAACACAGGGGGCCUGAGGCUGGACAGGGGGCCAGUGAGCCUGGAGGGGAGGCAGCGCAGGAAGAGGGGGUUCCCGAGGGGCGUGAGAAGAAACGGAAGAAGAAGCUCUGGACAGAUCCUGGAGAACCACUGAUGGAACUCAGCUGAGCUGCCCCCCUCCCUCCCGGCAGACAGCAAGGAAGCCCCAAAGAAGCCCCUCCUCCCUGCAGUCACACACCAGCCAGACAGCCAGGCCCCCAAGUGCUUUAUUGUUGCGGUGGGCGCCCCCUGUCUGCAGGGUCCGGGGGCACUUUCAGGAAGGGCUCGUGCAGGACG